Molecule: messenger RNA, 1033 nt
Organism: Prorocentrum cordatum
Lineage: Eukaryota; Dinophyceae; Prorocentrales; Prorocentraceae
Source: the annotation of a GenBank genome assembly
AUGAGCGUGGAGACGGAGAAGCACUGCACGGUGCUCAUAUUCUACGAGAAGGGCGUGCCGCCGACCUCGGAAGAGAUCGCCAAGAAGCUGGAGAGCAAGAAGGAUAGCGUCAAGGCCGAGGCCCUCGAGGAGCUCAUCCUCUUGAUGAUCAAUGGCGAGUCUUAUCCGAAGCUUCUGAUGACCAUCAUCCGCUUCGUUUGCACGACCAACGAUCAUCGCGUGAAGAAGCUGCUCACGAUAUAUUGGGAGAUUGUCGACAAGUGCAAGGAGGAUGGCGACCUGAAAGAGGAGAUGAUCCUCGUGUGCAACGCGCUCCGCUGUGACCUGAUGCACGCGAACGAGUACAUCCGUGGAUCGACCCUGCGCCUCCUUUGCAAGAUGAAGAUCUACAAGAUCCUCGAACCGCUGAAGGAGGCGGUCCUUCGCAACCUCUCCCACCGGCACUCGUACGUGCGGCGCAACGCGGUGAUGUGCGUUUACGCCAUCAUAAAGACCUUCGGCGUGGAGGUGAUGCCCGAGGCUGCGGAGGACAUCGAGCAGCUGCUGUUAGUUGAAGGUGACCUCUCGACCAAGCGCAACGCCUUCUUGAUGCUGCUGAACUGCGACCAGGAUCGUGCCAUCAAGUAUGUCCUGAGCAUGCAGGACCAGGUUGGCACCAUGGGGGACAUUUUCCAGCUCUCGGUCCUGGAGCUUGUCCGCAAGGUCUGCCGGACGAGCCAGGCUCACAAGGGCCGCUUCCUGCGCAUAGUUUUCAACCUUGCUGCGGCCUCAUCAACGGCCGUGUCUUACGAGUGCGCCUCUUCACUAGUUUCGCUGUCCUCCUCGCCCGUUGCGAUCCACCAGGCCACCACGGCUUAUGUCACGUUGCUCACCGAGCAGUCUGACAACAACGUGAAGCUGAUCGUGCUGGACAGACUGCAGGAGGUGCAGAAGCACCACAAGCAAGUGAUGGAGGGUAUGAUCAUGGACAUCUUCCGCGCGCUGACGUGCCCGUCGCUGGACGUGCGCAAAAAGGUGAUGGACAUCUGCCUGG